AUGGCAUUGGCUGCGUGUAUAUCUGGAUGGAAACAUUUGAAACCGGUAGUUGUUGUUGAUGGGACUCACCUGACUGGUAAGUAUAAGGGUUGUCUAUUAACGGCAAGUAGACAAGAUUCUAAUUACCAGGUUUUUCCAAUAGCGUUCGCCGUUGUCGAUGCAGAGUCUGACCAGACAUGGAGGUGGUUCUUUGAGAAGUUGGUAGACAUUAUUCCAGAUUCCUCUGAUCUUACUAUUAUCUCGGAUAGGCACGGUGGAAUUGCCAAAGCUAAAAAGAAAUGGUAUCCACAGUCACACCACGGUUCCGGUCAGAAAGGAUUGGUCGGAAAGUCUGGAGAAGCGUUCACAGUUUCUAAUUUCAAGAAACUAUACGCAAGGCUGAAGGAUGUUGAUUAUCGUUGUUGGGAGUACAUGGAAAAAAUCCCUCUUGCGCUCUGGACUAGAUCACACUUUACUGGUAAGAGGUAUAAUAUGACCUCCAGUAACAUUGCGGAGUCUCUGAACAAUGCACUAUUUGCAGCAAGAGACAGUCCAAUCGUUGCAAUGCUAGAAUUUAUCAGGCGAAUGUUAAGUAGGUGGCUUGAAUGCAGAAGAGAGAAAAUUCAAAAGAUGGAUGGUGACGUUCCAGAAGAAGUUGACAAGUUAAUGAACCUGCAGCUUGAAAAAUCUGCUGCACUAUCGGUUCAAGGCAUUUCUUUGUGGGAGGUUGAAGUCAGUUCUGAGUUAGGUGUACGGCGGCAUGUUGAUCUCCUAAACAAAACAUGCUCAUGUCUAGAGUUUCAGACAUUGAAAUACCCUUGCCGACAUGCAAUGGCCGCGGCUAGGCUUCGUCAAGUGGAGUACAGCAAUUUGGUUGAUCCAAUUCUUAAGAAAUCAAUUUGGAGUGCAACAGUUAGUGGCAAAAUCCUACCAGUGCCCGACCCUGACGACAUUCGUAUCCCAGCUGAGGUGCGCAUUAUGGCUUAUGUAUAA
Molecule: messenger RNA, 972 nt
Organism: Eutrema salsugineum
Lineage: Eukaryota; Viridiplantae; Streptophyta; Magnoliopsida; Brassicales; Brassicaceae
Exons: 2
Coding region: 1-972 (323 amino acids)
Molecular function (GO): zinc ion binding
Source: RefSeq, a predicted model, not a curated record